GCGCUAUCCAACAAAUGAUUGCUCUUGCUAGAUAUCCUUAUGGUGCAAGGCAACAGCGAACAGUCAACCCUCAUUGCAUGUAACAGAAUUAAGUCUACCAGCAACCCAUUCCAAAUUAACAAUAUUUUUGAUUAUAUUCUUGGACACCAAAAUUGUAUUACUUAGCACAACCAUUAUUUAAAUUUAUUAUUUAAAUUGCCCGAUCAAUUAUUAAUAUGAGCGACCAUAAUCGUCUGGACGGACUGGAGGCAAUGGGCCAUAAAGCACACUCAGAAGGCAUAGGAUAUAGCGCGAUUUAUAGUUGGUAUGGCCAAACCAUGGACCGUCUCAAAAGUGAUGGCUCCAGUAUGUCUGAGGAUCUUCGAUCAUUGACAGCUAGAGUCGAGACAUGGAAACAUUUCUGGCCUGAUGAACCUUUCUUCGCAGGUCCAUCGUCAAAAACCACUUCAACACCAUCCUUUGAGUCCAAAGAUCAAAAUAAAAUCAGAAACCCUGUGAAAAAUUCAACUUCUUCUUCGUCAGAACAGCACUCACCGCAGGAAUCUCUCACUACACUGUCACCGACUGAAGAAUUAUCAAAACAGCCAAUACCAGAUCCAAGUCGAUCACCAAUUAAGCAACGACAAGGAUCUUAUGAUAAAAAUGAGCCAGGUUACAACAGUGAUCUUAGAAACCCUUGCGCAAACUGUAAUAUGGAGGGCCACAACUUGGGUUCCUGUGUAGCUCCUGUGGAUGAGUUUGGAUUCAUCUCAGGUUGUCCGCAAUGUAACACUAAGGAGCAUUUAUUUGACGAAUGCCCCCAACCAGUAAAGUGCCAAGAUGAGAGUUUUUGGGCUGAUCUCGUUACGACAAGAACAAAUUCUCCUCCAAUUCGUUGGUCUAAGGAUAUUCGUCAUCUAAACGGAUUCAGGCGAAGUAAAGUGCACCCAUGGACAUACGAUUUUUCCCUGAAGCAAGUUGGCAAAUUUGAGAUAUUAUAUGAUAAUGAUGGAAAAGCGAUGGGAUUGUAUCCAGACCCAGCAUGGAAUACACCAGAUGGAGUUCUCUCUCAAGCAUAUCCUCGCACGAUGGAUAUAAUCUUACCAGGGCUAUGGCGAUUUCACUCGAGAUUGAACCGAAAGUCGGCUGCCCUAGGCCACAAGUUUGAGGUAUUCCUAAAAUCGAUGAUCGAAACAGCAAGUGCUAACGAAUUGAUUACUUGUGAGAUUGUUCGUUUGGUAGAAGCUCUGGAAGAAAUUUCCGAGUUUGAGUCAAGAAAAACCAGAGGAGAGCAGUUGAGCACCCAAAUGAGAAUUGAUAUCACGACAAAAAAGGCCAAGGAGCUGGCAAUUGAAGCAAAGCUAAAUGCUUACCAUGUACCAGAAAAUUAUCGCCCAAGAAACCACGAUUCAUCUCCAGACAAUCAAAGGGCCCUUCCUUCAACUGAAAGAAAGGGAAAAGGCAAGGCAAUAGAUAGUCAAAGUCCCUCAUUUCCCUACAGGUUUACAGAAGAAGAGCAUGGCAUGCACCAGAACUACGAACAGAGACAUGAACCUGAUAAUCCCUCCAUCAAAAUUAAUGCGUCAAAUGCCCCAAGGGAAAUCACACGUCUGUUUGAGAAUUUUGUUGCUAGAAGAAAAUUCGGAAGCAAUCUCACUCCUGCCGUCGAAAAUUACGAACGGCGAGAUUUUUCAUCUCCAGCAAAAGGUCCAAAAUGUGCUCCCGCCGAUACAGAUACUCAGUCAAGUGUUCAAAUUGAACAAGGAGAAAGUCAACUGUCAAACUUUGCAGAAUUUAAGUACGAACAAUCUAAGGAACAAAAACAGUUGGAGAAGAAGAUUUCCAAUUUACGGAGGGACCUCAAAGAGAUCAAUGGCUUUGAGAAGAGAUUGGAGAUGUUGACGACCGAUCAGCUCAAUCAACUUAAGAUGAAAGAACUCAAGGAGAGGGAGUUAAGAGUGUUGCUAGAAAUCCGUAGUCGAUAUGCAAUAUACCCCGAAUCAACUGCUGACUCGGAUAUAAAUACGAGUGGAAGAGGCCAUUCUUUCGGAGUACCAGUAAGACAAGCACCUAGCCUGAAAUAUCCAGAAGAUCGUCAUAGCAGCAGUAGUGGAGGCAGUAGUAAAAGUGGUAGUAACAAAUAUUCAACAAGUGAAGAAUUUCCAUUGGGAGACUUCCAGGCCAAGAAGCUCAAGUCCAAAAAUAUUGGUCAGAAUCCAGCAAUUUCUACCUCAUUAGUAUUAAGACAUUUACAACGGUCUAUUUUCCCAAGCACUAGAAAGUCAUCCCUGAGCAAUGUUCAAACCGCACCAAGUGUUGGAGACCAAGAUCUAAACGAUAACAACAAUGUCACGAGCCCUGAGAAGUCACAAUCUUCUGUCGUUGUAAAGCAAGAUUCACGUACACCAUUCCACAGAAGACAAAAUGUCAAGAGUAUUCCAAAAGAGAAAUUGAACCGAUCGUUGAGAGAUGCACGAACGAUUGCCUCCGCUGCUAAAGCAAUUACAAUCAUUCCCAGGCCACAGUCGCAGACACCGUUGAAAUCCAUUACUGAAAGUCAAGAUACAUUCCCGACUUUGAAUGAAACAAAAAGUGAGAGUGUCUCAAAUAGGCAUUCAAGCCCAUCCACGAGUCACACACAAGUAGCUACAUCUGAUUCUGAAAAAAUAAAGAAACACACAGUAAUUUCCGAGUCUACGAAAUCACAACACUCGCAACUCUCUAAUGAGGUCAAGAAUCAAACAGGGCCUAUCUCCGAGCCCAUGGAAUCAAGGGACUUACCAAAUGCCGUUGAUGGUAGUCAAGAUAUGUCUUCAGCGUCGAAUGGAAAACGAACUGACCAUGUUGCAAACACAAAUCUGGGGCUAGCUUCAAGGGACGUUCAAAGGAUUUCCAAGAUUGACAAAAUUCAUCAAAAUGCUACCAAGUUGAAGGAAAAUCACCCUCAGCAAAGCCCUUCACCAUAUGUACCUCUUUUCAAACCAAAGCAGAUGUUAGCUUCAAAAGAUGAAUCGCCUUCAGAAUUGCCACAAGCAAAUGAUAAAGCACUCUCAUCGAUUUACAAGCCGGCACAUAGAGGAGAGAAGCAAUUGACACCAGGUAAUGAAAUUCAAUCAUCAUUACUACAAAAAGACAUUGAGAAUCACGGUGAUAAACCACCUUCACCUAUUUAUGUACCACCCCAGAUGAGAAACGCGCAACCUGCUUUGAAGUCCGAACCACCGCUUUCAUUGCCGCAACAUCCAAUACAGAAAACAGAGCCGCCGGAACAACCGUCGUCAACAAAUGCUUCAAUUUUGCACAACCAACAACUAUCAGUCACAGAGGUAGCACACCCCAAAAGAUCGAAUAGAAUGUCAUCGUCCACUUCACCAGAUCAAUCUCAUUUAGAAGAUGAUGAUGUUUCCAGCUCUACACCUCAAUGUACAACAAGCCCCAGAUCCUCGAUUUUACAGCAAAAGUCGCCUAGAACUAUGAGGCGGAGUAUGAGACAACGUACACCAUCAUCUGAUGCCCACUUAGCAAAACCAAAAAGCUCUUUCUUGACAUCACGUUUUAAAGAGGCUAUUUCUGAACCUAGCAAUUUAUGGUCGGAACUUCAAGAUCCCGAUUUCUUUGCUGAUUUUUUUGGUUAUGAAUGGCCCAAUGAUAAAUUAGAUUUCUCAGUUCCACUGCCAGAUCCAGACAUCUUCUUAUUGAGCGAUGAAGACUGCGAUGAUAAGAAACCAUUAAGGAAGUCUAUACCAAAGACAUUAGAUGUCACUGUCCACAAGCAGAGCAAUUACACGAUUAACAUGACGUCUGGUGAGACAUUAGAGAUUCAAGAAGUAGACAGAGCCGGGGCAGACGAAAAUGUAAACCAAAUAUGUUUUAUGUGCGACAAAGUAGGACAUGAUCUAAUUGAUUGUCCCUCAAGCUGGAGGCUUGAUACAUUAGUUCUUUCCAGCUCUUCUCGCUCGAAUUCACGAAAUGGUACCUGCUCAGAAAAUUGGAUACAAGCCAAAGCUACUAACUCUAAUCUCAACCCGGGCGCCAAUAAUUUUAGUCCGAUUUGGUCAAGAAACGAUUAUCCGGGUUAUCCAUCUCUUCCCGCCAAGAUUCCUCGUCCGAAAUCACCGUGUAUUGCAAAUGCAGACAACCAGAUGCAAGCUAAACCAAAGUCUGAUCUCGAUCCCCCCGAGGAUUUUUUCUUCCCGACUCAAUUGACAAAAGGUGACUAUGUAGCCGAGGAGUCACCCGCAAAUUGGAUCGAAACAGCGGAGAAGAUAGAAGGUUCUUACCCUGCAAAUUGGGAUCAAGAAAUAGAAAGGCGAAUUGAGUCUCGCUUUUGGGAAGUUCAGAAAGUCACGAGUAAGACGGGCUAUGAUGUCAGCCUUGGAAACCAUUCAGAUGAGGAAGGGUCAAAAGAGGAAGAAUCAGAAGACGAAGUUGAAAUAAACGUGAAACUUCCCUCGCAAACAAAGAGCUAUGACUGCAGUCCUUUGAGAGGAAAUAGGGUGAGAAAAGAAAGACCUCGGAUUGCCACGGCAGUAACCGCCAACCAAGCGGGACAUGAAGGUAAUAUGGCGGAGGAAGUAAGAAACAUACCAACAAGGAAAUCUCCAAAUAUCCCUCACCCAUUCCAACCGAGGAGAGUUAUGAAUGGUACCGGACUCUUUUAUCCAAUUCCUGGUGAUUGGUUCUGUUUAUCAGCGGAGUGUAGAGAACGCAAUGUUUCCGAGCAUUUCAUUUGCAAGAGAUGUUACAGUCAGCGUGGAACAAAAAGAGUAGAUGGUAGCGAUGAGAUUUUCCAUGCCGGAGAUUGGGUAUGUCCAUUCAGAGACUGUUCCAAACAUAAUUACGCCAAGCAUGUCGUCUGUAAAAAUUGUGGCAGUCGUUCUAGAGCGCCAAUAACACCCCCUGCUUUUUGGAAGUGUAGCUCAUUCAAUUGUGGCGAGGUAAAUGAUAACGGUGUAGUGAGUUGUCGGAAAUGUGGCACUCCUCGGAUUGUCUUUCAUAACCCGCCGCCUCAAGCAACAGCUAAUGCUUUUCAUGCUGGUGAUUGGUAUUGCGGUGCACCAGGAUGUGCAGCACACAAUUCUUCCAGAGAUAUCAGCUGUUGGAAAUGCGGCGGCACGAAUACCACGCUCGUCGCUCCUGGCCGAGUUGUUCAAACUACGGCUAGCAAUUUUCCUAUUCUAGGGUGGAAUUGUAAUAGAUUCGGUUGUCGUGUCUAUAACUGGUCCAAAACUUUCAACUGUUGGCAGUGUGGUAGUCCUCGUGCUGUCUUUACCGGGGGGGCCUAUUAAUUCUCCCAAACUGACCACGAUGCUCGACUCUCGAUUAUCAACUAAUUCAACCUCGAGCGCCAGACCCAAACCCCGGCGGUACAGCAAAACCAAACAAUACUGAGACCACGCCUGAUGCCUCACCUCAAUCCAAACACACCAUCCAGUUCCAAUUUUUCAGUUCCCAACAUCCUACACAAUUUUCCACAACAGCGAAAGGUAUUUGUAUUCACGCCUCCCGAUUCCGGGCUCCAGAUUCAGGAUAUUUGAAUAUAGCAAGAUACCUCUCUCCCGCCUCUUGAAUAUAGAGUAGGAAAUCAAAGAUAUAUUUCCUAUCCCUAUUUCAGGGAGCGCAGAGAGCCCAGCGUAGCGUUCACACAGCGUCAUUGUAGCAUAGAAUUAAUAUAGCCUAGCCUAGCAUUAAUACAGCCUAAUGCACACAACCGACAGAAAGAUGUGACAUGCGCGCUUGCGCUACACGUAUGUCACUUCCACUUCGGGAGUCAUAACGGCUAUUCAAUAUACGACUACAAGUACAUGCCCAGAAAAUAAAUUCAAGAUCUACUUAUUAGAUAAUCAAGUCAAGCAGGGCUUUAUAGACUCAAACCCCUAUUAGAUCAUUCUAAUCAAGUCUAUCACAUUACA
Botrytis cinerea B05.10 is the source of this 5891-nucleotide messenger RNA. RefSeq lists its product as hypothetical. The record is from RefSeq and is a predicted model, not a curated record. The coding region runs from base 216 to 5267 and encodes 1683 amino acids. NCBI's taxonomy places the organism in Eukaryota, Fungi, Ascomycota, Leotiomycetes, Helotiales, Sclerotiniaceae. Gene Ontology annotation, molecular function: nucleic acid binding; zinc ion binding. The transcript has 3 exons.